AUGUCUUCAUCGGACGACGGCCAGGCGCGCUCGCCCCUGCCUUCACCCAGCGACAACGAACUUGCGCUUGGUAGCUCACCUCCUCAGGUCGUCACCUCAUCUGACCCAUCAAUCUCUCCGCUUGGAAAGGGCUUCGGACGGCUGAGUUUGGUACCCUCCGACAACGACAGUCGUCCGUCCUACGAUCCAGACAAGGACGAAGUCGAUUCUCAGGAUGGAGACGAAAUUCCGGACGAAGUUCCCAUAUUGCUUGCCACUUCCUCAGACAAUUCUCCGCGGAAAACACAGGCAAAGUCAGCACGGAAGAAGCCGGCCUCUCUCUCUCCUGAGAAGAUUUUGCCCGGAGAUGAGUCCGAUUCAGAAGAUGACGGCGAUGCUGAAAACGACGACGCUGAAGGAGCGGCCGAAGACAAGGUCGAAGAUGAAGAUGAAGAUGAUCCCGUUGAAGAUGAGCCCGAGGAAGAUGAGCCCGAGGAAGAAGACGAAGAUGACGAAGAGGAUGAAGAGGAUGAUCGACACACGAUCGACUGGGAACAUGUGGGCUGCUCCGACGAAUGCCGACAGGAGAUUCAGCAGGCCUUCGAGGACCUCCAAGAGAAAUACACCGACCUCCGCAAAACGAACCUCGAUUACAACAAGCAGAUUCGAGAGCUCCAAGACACAGUCCGACGGCUGACUGUUGCAGACCGAGAAAAUGAAGUGAGACUGGUUGAGCAAGCUCAGCAGCUUCAAGGUGCCCAAGCUCAACAAGCCCAGGCUUUGGCCCAGACUCAAGCUCGGCGUCCCCGCCAGCGCAAUACCAAGAAGACAUGGCCGUUCCACCUGCAGCGUCAUCUAGGUGGCCACGCAGACAGGAUAUCGUACAAGGAGAUUUACAAGCUUUGUUGCAGAGAGGAGAAUAUCAGCUGCAAAAAGGAGCUCGUUCACCCAAACCUUCGCCUUCGAGGUCCCCGAUCUAGUGAGAUUGAGGGUGACAUCUCUCGAAGGUUGCUCAAUACACCUGAAGACGAUGUCGCGGCCGACCAAGCCGAUGACGAGUCACUUGACAUGGCGAGCCUGCGUGCUGGAAGCCCUUCCAACGCCUCGGCAGAGCUAUUCGUUCUUGGAAACGAUCGCAUUGGAUGUCUCUCAAGGAACCCGGGCCUGCGGAACUUCCGGUUCAAGGAUUUGCCUUUCAACAUCCAGGCCAACAUUCUUAAGUGGGUAUUCCUUCAAGAGCACAAGGUCAUUCACUGCAUCUCUCGUCUGGAUCCUUACAUGCCACCGGACGAGCCUGUUCGAACCAACGCCAAGCAAAGCGGGCUUCCGCAUCGAUUUCACAUUUCGGGUACUUCCUGCAAUAUCUCAUACGCAACUAAACCCAACGAGCAUCUCGCGCUCUUCACGGUCUGCAAGGAGUGGUACUUCAUGGGAGUCCAUGCUUUCUACGGUCUGAACACGUUUGCGUUUUCAAGCAUCGGAGAGUUCGCUGGCUUUUUCCGUGGAAUCGGUCAGGCUCGCAGAGAAAGAGUCCAGCAUGUUGAGCUGCUGUGGAUCGGUAAUCAAUUCCGCACCUUCCCGUUCGAAUUCGGAGAAAGAUCAAGCCAGCCCAAAUACACCUCAAGGAGAACCUGGGACUGCUCACUGCUGUGCGAGAUGCCGCGUCUCAAGAGUCUUACGGUCCAUAUCAACGAGACUGGUAGAGAGGUGGUGAGACGCAAGUACGAGCCCGCACGAAUCAAAGAUUACAUGGCGGCUCAAACGGCUGGACAGCCAAACUUUCGCCUCACUCGAUCUCUUCGGACUCUACAGGGUCUAGACUACAUCCAUCAGCUUCGCGGAAUGGCACUGAUUCGCUUCCUUGACUUUGAGAAGCAUCUGAAACUCGGCGGUCGUCAUCACAUUCGCGAUUGGACGUUUGGUCAAGACGUGACAAACGUCACUACGUUCCCAAAGGCCGCAGACAAAGCUGAAGCGGCGAAGUUCAAGAACCUGAAACCCGUCACGAGGGGCUUAGACGUCCAGGACAACCACUGGGAAGUGAUUGAACGACUCUACAAGUCGAGCUCCGCCUUCGACACGGACGGACAUAUUCGGCACCACAUUCAGCAUCCCCCAGUCCAGUCACCGUACGGUCUGCAGACAAUACAGGAGGACGUCGAGAUGCCAGAUGUCAGCUCCAUCAUUCCUGGACGCAAGCCUGCUGCUCGAAAGAAGGCUCUAAAGGCUGAAGAGGCUUGCUCUGACGGUACCAUGACCGAUACCGAGUCUACGCCCCGAGCCUCCACUGCUAAUGCUCGGUCAGUCACAGCGGAAUCUAUCGGUGGGAUUUGCAAUAACGGCAGCAAGGACUGCAGUGAAGACGAUGUGUCCAUGGCCGGGUCGCACCAUAGCAAUCCGAUCGACAUCGAGGAUUACCGUCCCAACAUUCCGAGACCCAGAAGCGUAGUUGACGACUUCAGGCGGGAGAGAGAGCAGUCAACUGCGAGCAGUGGACUCUUCGUUCGUCAGAAUUCCUACGACAGUCAUAGUAGGAAGCAUCUACAACCUACCAUGCGCGCGUGGUCGACAACCAGUCGUGUCCCUUCUCCCACGCCAUCUCUCGGCCGAGAGUUGACCGAGGAUCUGGGCACGAACGGCCUGUACGUUCCCACAGUUUCACCAGAAGCGCCUGCUCAGGCUUUGCCCAGGCUGGCUGCACUUACAGGAUCAUCCGCAACCAACGAGAGAGCCGGAAAGAGGACAUAUGAGCAGGACCGUGUGUCGAACGUCGGAACCUAUGGAUCGAAUAUGAGAGCAUCUCCCGUCUUUUCGCACAUGUCUUCUCAGCUUGGUUCUUCUCGCAAUCUUCCCAACAACGUCAGCUACUUCUUGCAUUCCGCCCCCAGCUUGUCUCGACAGAGCCGCAUGUCGAGUGCGGACGAGGACGACAAUCCGUUCAAGAAGCCUCGGAAGCACUAG
This is a messenger RNA of Colletotrichum karsti, 2940 nucleotides long. RefSeq lists its product as uncharacterized. The record is from RefSeq and is a predicted model, not a curated record. NCBI's taxonomy places the organism in Eukaryota, Fungi, Ascomycota, Sordariomycetes, Glomerellales, Glomerellaceae. The transcript has 2 exons. The coding region runs from base 1 to 2940 and encodes 979 amino acids.